Eurytemora carolleeae is the source of this 1254-nucleotide messenger RNA. RefSeq names its product synaptogenesis protein syg-2. The coding region runs from base 121 to 1254 and encodes 377 amino acids. The transcript is spliced from 17 exons. NCBI's taxonomy places the organism in Eukaryota, Metazoa, Arthropoda, Copepoda, Calanoida, Temoridae. Gene Ontology annotation, molecular function: protein binding. The record is from RefSeq and is a predicted model, not a curated record.
GAUAAACCUGAGUUUGGAGAUAUCCCGCUAGUUUACCGAGUACGAGAAGGAGAAGAUCUAAAUCUUGACUUUCAGGCAAAGGCGUACCCAGAGUUCAUUGAGUACACAUGGUUGAACCGAAUGAACUUUCAUAGACGACGUUUUGACAUAGAGGGUAGUAGAUUAAGCAUAAGGCAAGUUGAGAGAGGGGAUGCUGGAACAUACCUUCUCUUUGCAAGUAACAAUAUUGGGAAGACGGAGCUAGCUAUUCAGAUCAUUGUGGAAUAUCCGGCCAGAAUUGUUGCUGUUAGCUCAGGUAUAGAGGCAAAGGAGGGAGAAACUGUUAAGUUCUUGUGCAAGGUUGAUGGCAAUCCCAUAACAAACUCCACAGUCAGGUGGAUUGGACCUCAAGGCCCUGGCAAAAUGCUUCAAAAGUUUGUUACCUUCGACGAAAACUCAACGUUUACCCUGACUAUACCAUCAGUCGACAAGACGGAUAGAGGCCAGUAUAGAUGUAUAGCUGAUAACGGUGUACAUGAUGGGGCUCUUCCUGGCAGAGACACUCAACUUCAAGUACAUUUUCGUCCAGAAAUACGCAAGUUUUCCCGAUUUAGCAAAUUCUCUGAAAACCGAAUGUUUCCAACCAAAAUUCCCUGCUAUGCUUACGGAUAUCCAGAAGUCAGUAUUUUCUGGGAAAAGGAGUCCGAAGUAGGGAAACUAACUCCGCAGAGAUUCUCAUUUCCAGCUGACGGGAAAGCUAAACAGGUUGAAAGUGGAACAUGGUUAUCUGAGCUUGAAAUAAACCCAGUAGAGAAUUCAGAUUUUACUUUAUACAGAUGUUCAGUAAACAACAGUCUGGGUUCAGACAGCCAUAUUAUCCGUAUUGUUCAUAAUAGUGCCCCGGAUCCAGUAUCCAAGCUAGAGGUCAAACAAUUUGAGAACAAGACUGUUCGACUACGGUGGGAGCCUGGUUUCAAUGGAGGGUUCGAUCAAGAGUUCAUCUAUAGAGUGAGAGAGGUUUCCUCCGAUAAAGUGAUCUAUGAAGGCAAAGCUCGGCAUGAAGAAAUGGGUCCUCAUAAACAAUUCAUAGAACAGUAUAUAAUCUUGGAGAACCUGGGGGAUUAUGCAUUCUCCAUCAAGGCUAGAAACGUCCAGGGGGAUUCAGCGUAUUCAGUGGAACAGUUUGAAUCUCUCAAAGCUGCAGAGGUGCAAGGACAUGAGGAGAAUACACUUCCUAGAGUCGUCAUUGUUGCAAUAGGAAAUUUUAAUCAAUAG